This is a messenger RNA of Brassicogethes aeneus, 1030 nucleotides long. The record is from the annotation of a GenBank genome assembly. NCBI's taxonomy places the organism in Eukaryota, Metazoa, Arthropoda, Insecta, Coleoptera, Nitidulidae.
AUAUUUUCAGAAUUAUGAAAGUUUUUAUUUUGAUUGCCUGUUUGGCUGUAGCCGUCUCAGCCAACAAAGCCCUGUGGGAGGAUUUUAAAUCCAACCACAAAAAAUCCUACAAAUCCCUCAUCGAAGAACGUCUUCGUCACCAAAUUUUCCUCAACAACUUGGACAUAAUCGAAAAACACAAUGUCGAAUACGAACAAGGCUUGACUUCUUUCAAAAAGGGAGUCAAUCAAUUCGCUGACUGGACCAGGGAAGAAUUUGGUGCUUUUUUGAAACUCAGUGGUUCCGCUGAAAGGCCAAAAACCACCGAAAAAUUCCAGGCUGUGCAAGCCGCCCCUGAUUCCAUCGAUUGGAGAUCCACUGGGUCCGUAACUCCCGUUAAGGACCAAGGAAGUUGCGGAUCAUGCUGGGCUUUCAGUACUACUGGAAGUUUGGAAUCACAACUCAAAAUCCAAAAAGGAAAAUUGAUCUCCCUAAGUGAACAAAACUUGGUCGACUGCGCCGGUUCCUACGGAAACGAAGGUUGCAAUGGUGGUUUGAUGACUUCCGCUUUUGAAUAUAUCCAGGACCAUGGUAUCAACAGCGAAGCUGCCUACCCAUACGAAGAAAGAGACAGACGUUGCAGAUUCAACGCUAGUGCAGUCAUCACCAAAGUAUCUGGAUAUGUACAAAUCCAAGAAGAUAGCGAAGAAGAUCUUUUGAACGCUGUAGGAACCGUCGGUCCAGUUUCCGUUUCUAUCGAUGCCUCCGAUGAAUUCCAAUUUUACGAGUCUGGAUUGUUCACUGACCGUACCUGUGACAAAGCCUACUUAAACCAUGGUGUUUUGGCUGUCGGUUAUGGAAGCGAAAACGGAAAGGACUUCUGGAUCGUCAAGAACUCUUGGGGACCAUCCUGGGGAGAAAGGGGAUACAUUCGUAUGAACCGUGGAAAGAACAUGUGCGGUAUUGCAUCUGAUGCUUGCUAUCCAAAAUUAUAGAUUUAGUUGAGAUUUUAUUUUUUCUAACAUAAACCAAUAAAUAUUUUUGUAUUAUA